AUGCAGAAGAGCGUGCGAUACAACGAGGGGCAUGCCCUAUACCUGGCGCUGCUGGCCCGAAAGGAAGGCACCAAGCGGGGUUAUCUAAGCAAGAAGACGGCGGAGACCAACCGCUGGCACGAGAAGUGGUUCGCCCUAUACCAAAACGUGCUGUUCUACUUCGAAGGCGAGCAGAGCGCCAGGCCCGCCGGCAUGUACAUGCUGGAGGGUUGCAACUGUGAGCGGGUGCCGGCUCCCAAGGGGUGCGUCGCCGGCAGCGCCAAGGAUACUGCGUUGGAUAAGCAGCAUUACUUUACUGUUCUUUUUGGCCAUGAAGGGCAGAAGCCGCUGGAGCUGCGUUGUGAUGAUGAAGCUGAUGGGGAUGAAUGGGUAGAAGCUAUUCACCAAGCUAGUUAUUCAGAUAUUCUUAUUGAAAGGGAGGUGUUAAUGCAGAAGUACAUUCAUCUUGUCCAGAUUGUAGAGACUGAAAAGAUUGCAGCUAAUCAACUUCGACAUCAGCUUGAAGACCAAGACACAGAAAUUGAAAGACUUAAAUCUGAGAUUGUAGCUCUCAACAAAACAAAAGAAAGAAUGCGGCCUUACCAAGGCAACCAGGAAGAUGAGAACCCAGAUAUUAAAAAAAUUAAAAAGGUCCAGAGCUUUAUGCGAGGGUGGUUAUGUAGAAGAAAAUGGAAAACUAUUGUCCAAGAUUAUAUUUGCUCUCCCCAUGCAGAAAGCAUGAGAAAAAGGAAUCAGAUAGUUUUUAACAUGGUGGAGGCUGAAUCUGAAUAUGUACAUCAACUUUAUGUUCUUGUGAACUGUUUUCUGCGGCCCUUAAGAAUGGCUGCAAGUUCAAAGAAGCCACCUAUCAGUCAUGAUGAUGUUAGUAGCAUUUUCCUCAACAGUGAAACUAUCAUGUUUCUUCAUGAAAUAUUUCACCAAGGCUUAAAAGCAAGAAUAGCUAACUGGCCUACCUUAAUCCUAGCUGAUCUAUUUGACAUUCUACUGCCAAUGCUGAACAUAUAUCAAGAAUUUGUUCGGAAUCAUCAAUAUAGUCUACAAGUACUGGCAAACUGUAAGCAAAACAGAGAUUUUGACAAACUCUUGAAGCAGUAUGAAGCCAACCCAGCAUGUGAGGGACGAAUGCUGGAAACUUUCCUUACUUACCCCAUGUUUCAGAUUCCUAGGUAUAUUAUAUCACUUCAUGAACUACUGGCUCACACACCACAUGAACAUGUUGAGAGAAAAAGCCUUGAAUUUGCUAAAUCUAAACUAGAAGAACUUUCAAGGGUGAUGCAUGAUGAAGUGAGCGACACAGAAAACAUCCGAAAGAAUCUAGCCAUAGAAAGAAUGAUAGUAGAAGGCUGUGAUAUAUUACUAGACACCAGUCAGACCUUUAUACGCCAAGGUUCCCUUAUUCAAGUCCCUUCAGUUGAAAGGGGAAAACUUAGUAAAGUUCGUCUGGGAUCAUUAUCUUUGAAGAAAGAAGGAGAAAGGCAGUGCUUCUUAUUUACAAAACAUUUUUUAAUUUGUACAAGAAGUUCAGGAGGAAAACUGCAUCUUCUCAAGACAGGAGGAGUUCUGUCUUUAAUAGAGUGCACACUGAUUGAGGAGACAGAAACAAGUGAUGAUGAUUCAAAAAGUUCUGGACAAGUGUUUGGACACCUUGAUUUCAAGCUUGUAGUUGAACCUACAGAUGCUCCUUCUUUUACUGUUGUCCUUUUAGCCCCAUCAAGACAGGAGAAAGCUGCAUGGACAAGUGACAUAAGUCAGUGCAUUGAUAAUAUAAGGUGCAAUGGUUUAAUGACCAUAGUGUUUGAAGAAAACUCUAAGGUCACAGUGCCACAUAUGAUCAAAUCUGAUGCUCGUCUUCAUAGAGAUGACAUUGAUAUCUACUUCAGCAAAACACUGAAUUCCUGCAAAGUACCCCAAAUCCGUUACGCAAGCGUUGAGCGCCUUUUGGAGCGUCUAACAGAUCUGCGAUUUCUAAGCAUUGAUUUUCUGAAUACUUUCCUACAUACUUACCGCAUAUUUACUACUGCAGCUGUGGUGCUGGAAAAACUUUCAGAUAUAUACAGACGGCCCUUUACUUCUAUUCCUGUCAGGUCUCUGGAGUUGUUCUUUGUUACUAGUCAAAACAAUAGAGGAGAGUACCUGGCUGAUGGGAAGUCACCACAUCUUUGUCGCAAAUUUUCUUCUCCUCCUCCCUUGUCACUCUCCAGAACAUCCUCACCUGUCAGAGCCCGAAAAUUGUCACUGACAUCACCACUAAAUUCAAGGAUUGGUGCCCUUGACCUCUCUGCUUCAUCUGUGGCAAGCAGUCCUACCUCAACCUACAGCCCGGCCACCUCCCCACCACCGUCAGGUAGCAAAGUACCGCUGGACCUUAGCAGAGGGCCUUCCUCUCCUGAGCAAAGCCCUGGCUCCAUAGAGGACAGCCUGGAGAACCCUCGUGUUGACCUCUGUAACAAGUUGAGGAGAAGCAUUCGAAGAGCAGUUCUAGAGUCUGUUUCAGUGGACCGGACAAUUCCUGAAAGCACCUCAGCAGUGGAUGCCACAGAGCUUUCCCCAUGUAGAUCCCCUUCGACACCACGUCAUCUCCGCUAUCGUCAGCCAGGAGUCCAAACUGCUGACAACACCCACUGUUCGGUUUCUCCAGCUUCUGCUUUUGCCAUUGCUACAGCUGCAGCAGGGCAUGGGAGUCCACCAGGAUUUAACAAUUCUGAACGCACAUGCGACAAAGAGUUUAUAAUACGCAGAGCGGCCACAAAUCGUGUCCUAAAUGUCUUGCGCCACUGGGUCUCCAAGCAUUCUCAGGAUUUUGAGCUGAACAAUGAACUGAAAAUGAAUGUGUUAAAUUUGCUGGAAGAAGUUUUGAGAGACCCUGACCUUUUGCCACAAGAAAGAAAAGCUACAGCAAAUAUACUGAGGACUCUUUCACAAGAUGACCAAGAUGAUACCCACUUAAAAAUAGAGAAUAUCAUUCAGAUGUCAGAUUGCCCAAAACCAGAGUGCUUUGAGACUUUGUCAGCCAUGGAGCUUGCCGAGCAAAUAACUCUCUUAGAUCACAUAGUUUUCCGAAGCAUACCCUAUGAAGAGUUUCUUGGGCAGGGCUGGAUGAAAAUGGAUAAAAAUGAGAGAACGCCCUAUAUUAUGAAAACUAGUCAACAUUUUAAUGAUAUGAGUAACCUUGUUGCCUCCCAAAUCAUGAAUUAUGCUGAUGUUAGCUCCCGUGCUAACUCAAUUGAAAAGUGGGUAGCAGUAGCUGAUAUAUGUCGAUGUAUGCACAAUUACAAUGGUGUGUUAGAAAUCACCUCAGCCUUGAACAGAAGUGCAAUCUACAGACUUAAGAAAACAUGGGGUAAAGUAUCCAAACAGACAAAAGCUCUCAUGGACAAGCUUCAGAAGACUGUAUCAUCUGAAGGAAGAUUUAAAAACCUUAGAGAAAUGCUCAAAAAUUGUAACCCACCUGCUGUUCCCUACCUUGGAAUGUACCUAACAGACCUGGCAUUUAUUGAGGAAGGAACACCAAACUUCACUGAGGAAGGCCUUGUCAAUUUUUCAAAAAUGAGAAUGAUCUCUCAUAUUAUCAGGGAAAUACGCCAGUUCCAGCAGACGUCCUACCGCAUAGAGCAUCAGCAGAAGGUCACUCACUAUUUACUUGACAAGACUCUCAUCAUAGAUGAAGACACCCUGUAUGAGCUUUCCCUGAAGAUUGAACCCAGACUCCCUGCCUGA
This is a messenger RNA of Melopsittacus undulatus (budgerigar), 3717 nucleotides long. It is a transcript of the gene RASGRF2, whose product is annotated as Ras protein specific guanine nucleotide releasing factor 2. Gene Ontology annotation, cellular component: plasma membrane. Gene Ontology annotation, molecular function: guanyl-nucleotide exchange factor activity; protein binding. The record is from RefSeq and is a predicted model, not a curated record. NCBI's taxonomy places the organism in Eukaryota, Metazoa, Chordata, Aves, Psittaciformes, Psittaculidae. Gene Ontology annotation, biological process: positive regulation of GTPase activity; Ras protein signal transduction. The transcript is spliced from 27 exons. The coding region runs from base 1 to 3717 and encodes 1238 amino acids.